GAGGAGGACGAGGAGGACGAGGACGAGGAGGAGGAGGAGGACGAGGAGGACGAGGAGGAGGACGAGGACCAGCAGCAGCCAGAGCGCCUCCCAGGCGCCGGGCGGGGCCGCCAGGCAAGGGGCUCACGCCGGCGAGCUGCGGCACGGGGGAGGGGCGCCAGGGUCUCCACUGGCGCGCCCCGCCCGCCCGUGGUGGUGGUUUCGGGUUCGGCGUCGACGGUCGACGGAUUCCACCGUCGGAUCAAGCUCGAGGAUUUUUGGGCAGGUCCCUGCGGCGAGCCGUCGCUCGCACGUCCCGUCGAGGGGGCGCGGGGCGCGGCGGGCGGCGCUAGCCACGCGGCGGGAUAACUGUCCGGCCGGCGGGCGGCGGGGCCCCGCGCCCGGCACAGCCCGAGGCGCGCCGUGGGAAGCAAUGGACGCUUCGCCACUGCUUGACAUGCAUGUAAAAACGAAAACACGCGGCGGCGUGCACAGAAGCCCGGCCGGACGGAGGAAGUGGGAGGAUCGACUACUCGAAGAGGGAGAGGCCCGACUGCUGGUAGACAGGGCCCGCAUCUCAGCAGCAGCCCUUCUUCUUGCUGCUGACCUUUUUGACCUUCUUGCUCGAC
Molecule: messenger RNA, 608 nt
Organism: Prorocentrum cordatum
Lineage: Eukaryota; Dinophyceae; Prorocentrales; Prorocentraceae
Source: the annotation of a GenBank genome assembly